AUGCUUCAAUUCGCAGCUCACCUGUGCUGGGACAAACGAUUCUUCUCGACUCUUGACCAUCCGCAAAUUUUCGAUUUGAUGUGCGCGGCGAAAACGUUAGGAGUGAUAAGACUGUUUCGUUACGCGAGCAAACGAGUCGCUCUGAUGGCGAAAGACAAGACGCCGACCGAAUUGCGACUGUUUUCGGGAAUACGGACGGACGAGGAGGACGCGGAAGCGGCGAGAGCAGCACGGAAAGAGGCGGAAGCCCGGGCGGUGGCCGGAGAGCCUGGACCGUCGAAUUGGCCGUAA
Messenger RNA from Caenorhabditis sp. 36 PRJEB53466, 291 nucleotides. Lineage: Eukaryota; Metazoa; Nematoda; Chromadorea; Rhabditida; Rhabditidae. The record is from the annotation of a GenBank genome assembly.